AUCAUAUACCAAGGGGUGUCCGCGGAUGCAGCUUAUCUGCGAUUAGAAACAGCUCAACCUCCCAAGUUUAUUGGCUUUCGUGAUGCGGCACUUGGCGAACCAACUUAUCUGCUUCACUUACACGACGUUCUUCGAGCUGUUGAAAAGGCGAUAAAUCUGAAAUGGUUCGACAUCACGUCGUUCGAUGCAGAGGAAUACGAACUUUAUGAACGGGUGGAAAACGGCGAUAUGAAUUGGAUUAUACCUGGCAAGAUUUUGAGCUUCUGCGGCCCUCACAAUGAAUCUCGUGUUGAAGACGGAUAUCCUUAUCACUCUCCUGAGACCUACUUUGACUAUUUUCGUGCCACGAACGUCACAACAAUUGUGCGGCUAAACAUGAGAAUGUAUGAUGCAAAAAAGUUUACCGACGCCGGAUUCGACCAUGUGGAUCUAUUUUUCAUUGACGGUAGCACCCCAUCGGAAAAAAUAGUUGAAAAUUUUAUACGGGUUGUAGAUAACUCUAAAGGUGCAGUCGCUGUUCAUUGCAAGGCUGGUCUCGGGCGGACGGGGACGCUCAUUGCAUGCUGGAUGAUGAAGGAAUUUGGAUUGAACGCCGCUGAAUGCAUGGCAUGGCUACGGAUAUGUCGGCCUGGAAGUGUUAUUGGACCUCAACAAGAUUAUCUUGUUGCGAUGCAGAAGUUUUGCUGGUCGAUGUCACAAAAUAAUGUGGUGCAGAAAGCGCGGAGGCACAAUGGUACGGAUGUGGCAGCGAAAAAGUCCCUUGGAAAGCUUGCUUCCAAGGUGGAUGAGAUAAGUCUCUCUCAUCCAAUGCGACCAACGACCCUAGGAGAAAACGUGAUACCACGUCCUCGGCCGAACAUCCUACCUUUACGUGGAAGAUCGAAAAAGUCGCUUGAUAAAAAUGGAAAUGCAUCAACUCCAACCCAAGAGUUAAACUCUGAGACAGCGAUAGACUCGCAGGGCCGUUCACAAGGUGAUCGUUUAUUGGCGAUGAAGGCUCGCAGCCAACAUGCUCCUCAUGUCUCAUCGCCUUCCGUUCACACUGCCCAUUUGCCAACUCUAUCCAAUGGCAACGUUCUUCAUGAUCCAUCUGUUUACAUGAACGGAAGGCAUUCUGGAAGCAACAGGCAUAAUAACACACCAUCACCGUUCCCUUUGGUUCAACGAACGUCUGCGGCUGUUGGGCUUUUAGCCGUGUCGCCUCGUUUUUCAUCUCCUACCACACCGAUCAAACCACUGUCAACUCCUGGUUCCGCUUCAUCUACAUCAUCGCGUUCGCGUGGAAUUGCUCGGAAUCUCGCCUCUACAUUAACGCCAGCACCGGUGAACACUCGUCUACUGGACUUAGCUUGA
Haemonchus placei is the source of this 1353-nucleotide messenger RNA. NCBI's taxonomy places the organism in Eukaryota, Metazoa, Nematoda, Chromadorea, Rhabditida, Trichostrongylidae. The record is from the annotation of a GenBank genome assembly.